AUGUCGACCUUAGGAAUAUCCCAUUACGAGGAUGGGUUCCGAUUGGGUGGGCCACCUUCGGAGUGCUCCCUCCGCAGCAAGGCGCAGAUCGACGCGCUGUUCGAAGACUCCAGGUCGAUCUGCAGCUCGACGUUGGGAGGGUGGUACGCCGGAUUGUCGGUCGUGAUCCCGGGCAACGACGCGAACGAGGAGCAGAAGAGGGUGAACAGCGCCGUCCAGGCGCGCAUCGAGGCGAUGUUCGCCUCGGUGGAGGCCGAAAGUGGAACGCCCGGUGAAUGUGCCGCCGCAAUCCUGCCGGUAAAAUACAUGGGAGCUGCCCCAGUUGGUGGACGCGUGGCGAGCGUACGAGGUCUUCAGGAACCCCUUCGUCAGCUAUUGGAACGUAUGGAAGGAUGCGUGAGGGCCGAGCUGGAGGUCUCCAGGCGCGGACUGACGUUCCGCACGAGCGAAGUCUGCGAGAAGAAUAAUCCUUUCCGCAGAAUAGCGGUAUGGAGUGCCCUGCGACUCCGAUGUAAGAGAAUACCAUCGGGCGAUGUGCAUCACGCCUUUUUACCCUUGGUCGGCGACCAGGACCAGACGAUGGAAGACAAGCACGCCGAGCUCUACAGGACAAUGCGCGGUUUAAAGAAUGAAGCGAACUUCUAUCCUCCGAUCUUUGCCGUGGUGAUGCGACGACCUGGUGCCGCCAGGCUGUUGGAGUGCCACGCGUUCGCCUGCGAAUCCGAGGAAGACGCAAUAGCGGCCGCGGCCACGUUGUAUCGCGCACUUCUCGCCGAUCUGGACGCGAAUCGACGACGACCUCGUCACACGAACGGUGUCGGCUGCAUCAGUCUGGCCUCCGUUGCUUCCAGCGUUCGCGAGCCCAGUCUCAGCAGCAGGAUCAGUUGCCUGCUGUCUCCGCCACCGAGGCCGACCGCGCCGCAUCCUGUGAGACCGCCAAGAACCAAGAAGACCUCCGUCAGCAGCUCCGUCACGGAGGACGAAGGCGGGAAGCCUAGCUUGCAGAAGGUACCACGUAGAAAGAAGAAGAACUCCGACGUGAAGGCGGAGGACAUUCUUGAGGCGCGCGGAAGAAAACGAGACAAUGCCAAGCUCGAGAAGAGCAAUCUGGGACAGAACAAUCGAGAUAUCGUAUUGUCUAGAAACGAGGAGCUACAAAAUUCGAAGAACAAGAUGUUCUCUGCCAAAGAUCAGAAUUCUUUGAGGAUCGAGAUAGAGUCCAACAAUCCCGAUAAAAUUUACAGCGCUUGUGAUAACAAUACAAAUGGAAUUUACGAGAGGCAGCCGAACAAGUAUAAGAAACUGUACAAACGGAACAAUCCGAGGAGGGAAUCAGCAGAUAUGAAAGAUGACAUUUACGAAAGAAAUUAUGGAUCGUACGAUUUAAAUCGAGCAAACGCCGGGAAUUGCGAAUUAUACUCCUCCGGAAUCGACAGCGUUCUGAUAUACGACAAGGUCAAUAAGACCGGAAGAAACGAGAUGAGCUGUGCUUACGAGCAGGUCGGUAGAAAGAAGGAAAAUGUUUACAGUCCGCGCAUUGAGGACGCCGAUAAGAUCCACAGUCUGGGGACCGAGGACAUUUACACGAGUAAGAACAACAGAAACAGCCAGAUGAGAAGCUGUCAGGAAGACAUCUUCUACGCGAAGAACUUGAAGAAUAAUGGACACUAUCAGUCGCACCACGAACAUUCGGACGGCACGAUAAAUCAACAGAGGCGCUCGAGGGACCCGGAGAGAGCGUACUCCGGCAAAAGAGUCAGCCGAGUCGUCACCAUGGACAAACCGUUGAGGAAAGAGCAAGCGGAUUAUUCGUUGAACGUGCCGGAGUACAGUCAUCCUCGGAGAAGAAGAAGCAGAGCGGGCAGCGAGCCACCCGUCAGUCAUUCGGAGAACGCGAACAGGAUCCUACAGGAGAACGCGCUGAAGAGGUCGCAGAGCGACGUAGACGUGGACAGGGGAGACCUGAUGACGAGAGUCGAGUUGCCUAGAAGAGGCAGUUUCCUAACUUCAGGAAGCACUCGGAGAACCAAUAACGUCAAAGGCGGCACUCCGCUCGGAUUCACGGAGCUGUUUGACGAGUUCAGGAAUCAGGAGGGCUUGACCAGCGUGGAUGACAUUUUGGCUGCUAUCAUAGAUCCGGAAGGUAUGUCGUUUAACGACUUGAAGCCGCUGUACAAGGAGUUCUUACUGAAACUGGCCGCGACCUUAACGCAAGAUGAAUUGUAUCAGAGAUCCGCCAGUAUCAUGAAAAGACGGCGAAGACCACAAAGACGAAGAUCGAGUCGUCGAUCUUGUUUAUUGGGCAGAGCCAUAAAGAGGUCGGUUUCGAGAUUGAAAGGUGGCCCCACGGAAUUCACUUCCGUGAUAUUCCCGGCGAGAAGAUUGAACGAUAGCUUCGGCAGUAGCUCGUCGUGCGACGUCAGGAAUAAUCAUCGUAACCGCGUGCUGGCGAGUAGACUCGGUAGGAGAAAAUCCUCACGGAGAAAGAGCAAGAACGGGAUAUGUCACACAACUUCGGAAGACAGUGACACAUGUAGACGACUUAGUCGCAGCAUGGGUGCCACCGCGAAUAGGAGCAGCAGCGGAUAUGUGAGCUGCAGCGAAUGCAGCUACGACUCCGAGUCGUGUACGUGCGUAUCAGCGGAUAAGUGUUACUGCUCAUUGUCCAGACGAGUACAGGCUACGCCUGUACCGGGAAACACGGUUGUUUGCGCUUGCGACACUGACAGUUGCUCCGAGAGCAACAAGUGUUAUUGCGCAAGGAAGCCGAUACAGCCGACUAUACUGGAGCAACUCAGGCAGAAGGGAAUCGUGCCGUCGGAGAGCACGCUCAGCAGAGGGGACAGUCCCGAGAGGAUCCGAGGUUCGAGAUUGACUAGUAGUCAUAGUUCGUCGCGCAACACCGACUUCCUCAAGAACCGAUCAUCGCCGGUUUGCGGUAGUUCGGAUAACUUGGCCUUAGACUACGAUCUCUUCAGUCCAGGGAGAAGAUCUCAGCAGUCGUCCGGCAGUGAAAAAGUCCUCGUGGUCAGCGCCAGAGAUACUCAGGGCCGUUUGGUUUACGUCGGUGGCGCAGAACGAGACAAAAAGUAUUCUUCCCGCGGUAGCGGCAGAUCCGGGGCGCAUCACGAAGCGCUCUCUAUUAAAAAAAGCGCGGAAAUCGCUGCGGUUUUCGGUGCAGGCGAGAAUCGUGUCACGAGAAGGGCUAGUAACGCGUCGAGUACGAGAAGUUCAAUCAAUCUCGAAGCUGGACUCGGCUACUUACCUUGAAAAUAUCUAAAUUAUAUCUCCAACGGUACUCUCAUAUAUCUAAUAUUUAAUACUAUGAUAUUUGUGUAACGUCUUGCCAUUCGCAUUAUGAUUGAAGGAUUAUUCACGAACAUAUCGUGAUUCAAUUAGUCGUUUCUCGAUAAAUAAUAUGCAACUACUUGUACCUGUCUUCAUAUUGAGAGAGAUUUUAGCGCGUAAAUUACAGUAUAAAAUAAAAAAAUAUUAUACAUUUUAUUCCAAUUUUAAAGACCAGUGUUUAGAUAAGCGAUAAAGAUUAAGUUAUGAUAUUUCUUUACGCUACGCUGGACCUGAUAGCUUAUUAUUAAUGAUAAAUACGGGGCAGUGCAAUAUGAGAAAUGAGAUACAAAGAAUCGAAUGUUAUAAUUACCUUUAACUUUUAUGUUCAUUUCUUCGUUCGAUAAGUAUUACGAGUAUGUACACUGUAUGUGCAAUACUUUUAGAAUAUU
This is a messenger RNA of Wasmannia auropunctata (little fire ant), 3737 nucleotides long. RefSeq lists its product as uncharacterized. The record is from RefSeq and is a predicted model, not a curated record. NCBI's taxonomy places the organism in Eukaryota, Metazoa, Arthropoda, Insecta, Hymenoptera, Formicidae. The coding region runs from base 1 to 3270 and encodes 1089 amino acids. The transcript is spliced from 7 exons.